AUGGCGGCACCGCUCGACGCUGCUCGUGGAACCUGCGCCGGGGCGGACGCCGAGGUGGACGCGGCGCUGGACAGCUACAAGGCCGCGCUGUCGCGACUGCUUGUGGAGGCCGACGAGCUAAGGAUGGCGACGACGUGGGCGUUGACGACGGAGAUCCUGACGUCACGGCAAACGGUGGAGAUGCUGGCGGCAGGCAAGCACCUGUACCUCUCCGUCCGCGAUUGGUGUCGCCGUAGGGAAGGAGCAGCUGGCGCACAGCAACAGCUUAACGGGCCGAUGCCGGGAUGGCCGACAACACCUCCGCCGCCGUCAGCCGGAACCCAUGAAAGUUGA
This is a messenger RNA of Miscanthus lutarioriparius, 333 nucleotides long. The record is from the annotation of a GenBank genome assembly. NCBI's taxonomy places the organism in Eukaryota, Viridiplantae, Streptophyta, Magnoliopsida, Poales, Poaceae.